GAGUAUUCUUCAAUUAUAUAGUUGGGAGAUUAUAAAAAGGUUCAUGUGAUACAUAUGGUCCACAAAAGUUCUCUUUACAACUGGGCUACUCAAAAUCCUUUUGGCUCUGGCUGGAGCUAGCUAAAUAUAAUUAAUUGAAUGUCCGUCUGAGAAAUCAAUUAGAUUUUAUUUUUUAAAAGAAAAUUGUGGGAGACAACCAAAACAUAUUUUAAGGACCCAUUAGUGUUGGGUCAUUUUUAAAUAAAAAGAAGAAGAAAAAAACCUUGCUCUUCUUUUUAGCUAUAUAUAUAUAUAUUAUAAUAUCUAUUUAUCACACCCAACUCCAUUAUCUCAUUUCUCUGUUUAAGUAAUCAUCCCAAAAAUUACUCAAUUAAUCAGAGCCCCGAAAAUGUUAGCUUGUUUAGUUGAACGAUUGGUAGCAGAGAACGACACUGAUUCGAUACCUGAUCCUGAAAAAAGUGUUGACAUACAUGGUGUUUUGAAAGACUUGAAUAUUGAAGGAAGCAUUGAUUAUGGAGUUACGGCGAUAAGUUUAGGCAGUACAGAUUUCGGCGGCUUAUAUUCAGAGAAGCCUUUAGCCGUUAUACGUCCAGCCGGAGCCGAUGACGUUGUGCGGGUAAUUAGGCGAGCGUUAGAGUCACCAACAUUAACUGUAGCGGCGAGAGGUAACGGUCAUUCCAUUAACGGCCAAGCUAUGGCCCACCAUGGACUGGUAAUCGAUAUGAAAUCAAUGGCUGAUAAUAACAGAAUCGUUGUAAAUGUCAAUUUCAUGUACGUCGAUGUUGGUGGUGGAUCAUUAUGGAGUGAUGUAUUGAAACAUUGCGUUUUGAAAUACGGCUUGGCUCCUAAAUCGUGGACGGAUUAUCUUGAUUUAACCGUCGGAGGUACUCUGUCUAAUGCCGGCGUUAGUGGUCAAACUUUCCGAUUUGGGCCCCAAACGUCAACUGUAACGGAAUUGGAAGUUGUUACCGGAACCGGAGAAAAAUUCAUCUGUUCAAAUUCUCAACAUUCUCAGCUAUUCUUCUCUGUUCUUGGUGGACUUGGUCAGUUUGGUAUCAUUACUAGAGCUCGGGUUUUGCUUCAACCCGUCCCAGAUAUGGUGAGAUGGAUAAGAGUGGUAUAUAGUGAAUUCGACGAGUUCAGUAAUGAUGCUGAGUUACUGAUAACAAGUCCAGAAUCGUUUGAUUAUGUGGAAGGGUUUGUGUUUGUGAAUAGUAAUGACCCGGUAAAUGGAUGGUUAUCAGUGCCAUUAGAUUCAAAUCAAACAUUUGAUCCGACCCAUUUACCCAAGAAAAUUGGUCCGGUUCUGUAUUGUCUUGAAGUGGCGUUGCAUUAUAACAAGCAUGACGAUCCCUUCAUUGUAAAUAUGAUGAUUGAGAAAUUGCUAGGCAAAUUGAGAUAUUUGAAGCAUUUUAGAUUUGAAAUCGACUUGACUUAUAUGAAUUUCUUAUCACGAGUUGAUCAUGUAGAAGAAGCGGCUAGAGGUAGUGGUAUAUGGGCUACACCUCAUCCAUGGCUUAACAUGUUCGUUUCCAAAAAAGAUAUUGAUGCAUUCAAUCGAAUUGUGUUUCAAAAUAUCUUAAAAAAUGGUGUCAAUGGCCCUAUAUUAACCUAUCCUCUCCUGCGUAGCAAGUGGGAUAAUCGAUGGUCAGUGGCGUUACCAAAAAAUGAAAUAUUUUAUUUAGUGGCUUUGCUAAGGUUUAGCCAUGCACAUCCAACGGAGUCAGAAAUAAAUCAAAUGGUGGCACAAAAUGAGGAGAUUGUACAAACUUGUAUCAAGAAUGGAUUUGAUUUUAAAAUGUAUCUACCUCAUUACAACUCCACAGUUGAAUGGAAAAGGCACUUUGGGGAUCAAUGGGGAAGAUUUGUCAACAGGAAGAGGCAGUUUGAUCCAAAGUAUGUCCUUGCACCUGGCCAAAAAAUAUUUACUAGAAAUCACCAAUUCUAAUAAAUAUAUACUAUUAAUAAUUACUUGUAGGGUAGGUCAAGUUUUACAUUUUACAAAAUUUGGAAUUGAAGUUAAAAUUCUUGUGUAAAUUUCAUCAACGGACCUUGAUUUUAAUCUAAAAAUUUGAAAUUGAGAUUCAAAAACAUAUGGUCAAAUGCCACCAACUUUUGUUUGUACUAAAGAUGUUAAAAGAAAUUAGGAAUAUACACAGAAAUGAGAAACUGUCCACAUUAUAUUAUUAGCUUAGA
Molecule: messenger RNA, 2196 nt
Organism: Solanum pennellii
Lineage: Eukaryota; Viridiplantae; Streptophyta; Magnoliopsida; Solanales; Solanaceae
Product: cytokinin dehydrogenase 7-like
Exons: 4
Coding region: 389-1948 (519 amino acids)
Biological process (GO): cytokinin metabolic process
Molecular function (GO): FAD binding; cytokinin dehydrogenase activity
Source: RefSeq, a predicted model, not a curated record